Lactuca virosa is the source of this 883-nucleotide messenger RNA. The record is from the annotation of a GenBank genome assembly. Lineage: Eukaryota; Viridiplantae; Streptophyta; Magnoliopsida; Asterales; Asteraceae.
AUGCAUUUUCCUCUUUUCAUCCACAAUUUUUCUGUCACCGCUUCUUGCAUCGAUUUCCAAAAGAACACCUUUUAUUCAUCUCUUUUGCUCUGUCACUCCACAAUACGCACCGCUUCCUGCUUCUUUCUCUAUCUCGACAAGAAUCAGUCUUUCAAGGAAGCGUCGUCGUCGAUCGGGAUCGAAAUCGGUUUUGUCGUCGGAAUUCGAUCACCUCUAUCCAAUAUCCAAUAUCAGAACUGCAACCCAGGAUGCUAUGCUUUGUCAACAGAUAUUGACAAAGCAGAGAUUUUGUUGAAGCUUCCUGAUAUUUUGAAAUCUAAUAAUCUUGGGAAUGUUCACGUAAUUCUCUUGAAGGGCAUUGACUCGAGCAACGUUCCCAUAAUGAGACUUAUGGAUCUUACUAAUGUUGUUAUAAAUACAAAGCUUCUACAUGACUACUCAAAGAUAGAUGUAUGUUUUGAUGUGCAUUAUGUCAAAGAAUGCGUACCUGUAACUGACGCUAGGAGAGGAGAGCAGAAAUGAAGACUUCAAAAAUUGUUUGGUCCGAUAACAACGCAUCAAAGGAUACGACUUUAUAAGAAUUUGCUACGGAACAAAUGGUUACAAGAAUUUGCUACGGAACAAAUGGCUACGGAAUUUAUUACGAAACAAAUGGCUACGGAAUUUGCUACGGAACAAAUGGUUACGGAAUUUGCUACAAAAUAAAUGGCUAUGAAAUUUGUUACGGAACAAAUGGCUACGGAUUUUGCUACGCAUGCCAUUGUUACGGAAUUGUUAUGGAAGUGUGUUGUAGUUAAAUUGCUACGGAAUAAACGUCGUAACAAAACUGCUAUGGAACUAUAAUUCUGUAGCUAAACAGUUUGCUACAAGAAAUAUACCUACG